Messenger RNA from Glycine soja, 889 nucleotides. RefSeq names its product cysteine-rich receptor-like protein kinase 19. The record is from RefSeq and is a predicted model, not a curated record. The coding region runs from base 212 to 742 and encodes 176 amino acids. The transcript is spliced from 4 exons. Gene Ontology annotation, biological process: protein phosphorylation. Gene Ontology annotation, molecular function: protein kinase activity. Lineage: Eukaryota; Viridiplantae; Streptophyta; Magnoliopsida; Fabales; Fabaceae.
AGAAAAGUCUGAUUGCGAACAAUAAUUUUCAUUAUUGUACCCACAAUUGUUUCUGUGACGCUCUUCUUUCUUCGCUAUUAUUUGGUAAAGAGAAAAGCAAGAAAGAGUGUUAAGACUAUUCUUAGAGAAAAUUUUGGUCAUGAAAGUGUCACUUUAGAGCCAUUGCAAUUUAGUUUGGCUGUAAUUGAAGCAGCAACCAACAACUUUUCAAAUGAUAAUAGGAUCGGCAAAGGCGGGUUUGGAGAAGUUUACAAGUGGUUAUAUGUCUCCAGAAUAUGCAAUGCUUGGACAAUUUUCAGAAAAAUCAGAUGUUUUUAGUUUUGGAGUGAUGGUUCUAGAGAUUAUUUCAGGAAAAAAGAAUUCAGGCUUAUAUGAACCACAUCGUGUUGCUGAGGGCCUCCUGAGUUGUGUUUGGAGACAAUGGAGGGAUCAAAAACCGUUAAGCAUACUAGACGCAAGUAUUAAUGAAAAUUAUUCUGAAAUUGAAGUUAUUAAAUGCAUUCAAAUUGGUUUAUUAUGUGUUCAACAAAAUCCUGAUGACAGACCCACAAUGGUUGCAAUUGUUUCAUAUCUUAGUAGUCAUUUAAUUGAAUUGCCAAGUCCUCAAGAACCUGCCCUUUUCUUACAUAGUAGAAAGGAUCCUAAAGCAUUUGCACAAGAAUCAAGUUCAAGUCACAAUAUCAAUGCUUCCACUUCAUUGUCUAUUAAUGAAAUGUCUAUAAGUCAAUUUCUUCCUCGAUAGUAAAUUAUUUUCCCUUUAAGUGUUGUUGUUUAGAUCUAGUAAUGAGUAUUAGUCUUAAUUGUUGUAUCAAACUUGAAGAGCUUUAAUAUAAUGGAUAUCUAUAAUGUCAGUAUGAUUCCAAUUUUUAUGCCAAGGAUCAGUUGGUCA